Messenger RNA from Cercopithifilaria johnstoni, 2814 nucleotides. NCBI's taxonomy places the organism in Eukaryota, Metazoa, Nematoda, Chromadorea, Rhabditida, Onchocercidae. The record is from the annotation of a GenBank genome assembly.
AUGAAGGAUGGCUUAUUCAACGAUUCGUUAGUAAUAUGGAAAUGGAAAGCCUGCCAUCGUUCGUGGCAACGAGAAGCCGAAGCCUGGGCAUGUAGCAGGGCGGUAGUUCUUAUUGACCCUUUGAUAACAUUAAAGAAAAGGAAUGAUACUGCAAAAUCGGAAAUUAGGAAUACGGAACUUCCAGAAUUUGCUGAUCCCUUAGGUGCUAACGUCGAGGAUCGUAAAACGAAUGCGGUUUUUAUGUCAGAAGACUUACCAAUUGUUUCAAAAAGGAAAGUGGAACCGAAAUUAGCUAACACUUUGAUUAGCAAAGAUGAAAUAGUUACAACCACUGAAGAGGAACUACCCGGUUUUAUACCGUGGUCAUCGAAAAAGCAAGACAUAUUGAAAUCUUUUUUGGAUGCCGAAGACUCAAAGAUUUCAUAUUUACACUGUGUCCCGGAUUUGAAAAAAACUGAUGUGUCAUUUGUUAAACGUAUGGCGCAAAGGUUGGAACAGUUGGAGGAUGCGGCAGGUUGGAAGAAAUUAGCGGAACACUCAUGGGAAGAAAAUCUGGCUAAAAUCAACGAAUUACGGAAAAAUUUGGAAAUAGCUUGGGCCAGGGAGAAGAAAAUAGAAUCUGUUAAUUUGGCAGUAGAAGUUGCAAAUAUUCUCGGAUUUGCAUCAGCAGCUAGUAUCUAUCCACAUCAAUUCGUCCUUAUAACAGAUGUUUUGGAUGAGUUCGGACACCUGGUUUAUGAUCGUCUAUAUACUAAAGCAAACAAGGAACGUGCCGAAGCGGGUUUAAAUCAGCUGCCAAAUAACUUUACAGUGGAUGACGUACCGAAACAAACACGGGAUGUUGCAAGAAAUUGGUUUUGUAAAAUUGGUGAUAUCACUGAGUUCUUACCACGUUUUUAUGUGGAAACUGCUCUUAUUGGUUGUAUCCGUUUUCUCGAUGCGGAAUCGUUGUCGGUGAAUUUGUUACGCCUUGCCAGAAUUCCGGUAUCACUACCGAAUCCACUGGUAUCAUGUUAUGCUCGUGCUUAUCUAUGUCGUGUUGCAAUGCGGCUUACUCCGAAUGAUCGUGCACCUCACUGGAGAUGUUUCAACGACUGGAUCAAUACAAUCCCGAUUCAACCGAUGCCAGAAGUAUUAAUGCCAGCUCUAGAAUGGAUUAUUCAAUGUGUUGCAUAUAAUGCUACAGCAUACGACGAGUUGCAAACUCUUUGGGAUCUUUGCGCAGAUAAUGACAGACGAUCCAUAUUUUUGCUUCCUUUUUUGCGUGCUGUACCUUCUAAUUAUUUGUCUCGGCACGCUUUGGAUGCUUGUAAAUUGAUAGUUGCUGAUGGAAAUCUAAGUUGUAUGGAGCUUUGUGUUCUCGGUAGAAGACUGAUGGAAAAUAAUAUUGAGAAUGAGCUAAACCGAAUUAUUCUGAAAAAUUGCUGGCAAAAAAUUAUCCACCUAAUAAGAAUCCAAGAUUUCAUUGAAUGUGCAGUUGUAUGGAUUGAAUUUGCUGCUCGCUAUUUUACAUUGAGCGAGGUUGAUGUUAUGCUGGAAAUAAUUAUAAAACGAGUUACACCUGAUAAGAAAUACGAAGCUUUCAUGGAUGAACUGUUAUGUAUCUUGGAAAAAAUUACACAUUGGAUUGAUGAGACAAAGGAUUUAGUUGUAUUGAACCACUUUCAAACAAUGGUCGAUUUAUUCCGUGGUGCGCAACAGCGUGGAGAUUGCGCUACCACAGUGUUAUCUGCUUUCAUACGCUCUUGUGAGCUUUCAUCGAUUGAUGAUUUCCAACUUGCAAAUCAGAUACUUCAUAUUUGCCAGAUGCUUCAUGAUUCUUUAAGUGCCCUUUCAAUAGACGAAGAGAAACAGCGUGCUGCCUUUUAUAUCAUCCGUGCUUUGGACCGAUUUAAACUGGAAGCAGAUCCGGAACGGGCACUUGAUUUUUUUGUCGAUGCACGUGCUGCUUUUUCCAAUUUGGAUAAAGUCAUUGCUUACCUUGCCACAAAAGUAUGCUCUCUUGGCUUGUAUGUAGUUCGUCAGAAAAGGAUUUCUCAUGCAGGUGAAACAUUUCUACGGGCUUGUAUAGCAUAUGCAUUUAUUACAGUAGCAUCAUUAUCUAGCUCAGUAACCAAAAUUGAGGUCUACAUCCAGGCUGGAAUAUUGAGCUUAACCAGCAAUUCACUUCCACAGGCGGAUGCGAUCUUGAAGUGUUCGAUCGAAGUACUGGCAGCGGCUCAUGAUCUUAAGGUGUCAAUUUACCGAUCUGUCUGUUCCUCGUUCCUCGCAUUUUUGGUAUUAGUUCCUGAUCCUCCGAACAAGAAUCCUUUAUACAUGUUUAAUGCAUUUUUAAACGCUAUUGCCAGGUAUCCUUGGCGAAACGAAUCCUUAGAGCACGGGCGUGUUUUGUUGGAAUGUAUUUGUUAUCUCUCAAUAAUGAAUCAGUCGGAGUUGCCAUAUCAUAUAGCGUUUGGUGGCGUGCAAUCGAAUGACACUUUAUAUGGUGGCACUGAAGAGUUCAUGGAAUUAAUCAAGGAGAAAUGUGAAAUAGUAAUGGGUCGCCUAGAAGAUAUCUACAAGCAGGAUAGAGAUAAACUGUCACUGUUAGCUAUUGAAAUCUUAGAAGCAAUCCUCAGUUUGGGAGAUGUUGAAGCGUUGGCUACUUUGGUCAUUGAGCUUUAUGGUGAUUCUACUGCAACAUCGGAGUUACGGAGACGACGAGAAUUGAUUUUGAGAAAAAUUCAGCAAUUUGCAAAAAAGAAUAAAGAAUUGGAAAAGUUGUAUGAACAGUUGUAUAUUUUGGAAUAUUCUGCUCACGACAAAAAGAGAUAA